This is a messenger RNA of Oncorhynchus masou masou (cherry salmon), 1111 nucleotides long. RefSeq names its product protein Largen-like. The record is from RefSeq and is a predicted model, not a curated record. The transcript has 2 exons. Lineage: Eukaryota; Metazoa; Chordata; Actinopteri; Salmoniformes; Salmonidae. Gene Ontology annotation, biological process: positive regulation of translation; positive regulation of cell size. The coding region runs from base 82 to 954 and encodes 290 amino acids.
UUAAAAUGCAUAGGCAAAGUGGUAUGACGGCAGCGGAAGGAUUUACUUGUAAUCCUUAAAAAUACGUUGUGCCAACGAAGAAUGUCAGGGACAUCAAAUGUAGAAUCUGCUGAAGGAGUAGUCUCCAAAGUUAAAGUCAAAAAGCAGAUCAAGACUAUCGUGAAGGAUUUGGAGACCAUACUGGGAGACUUGAGGGAUGUAGCCAAGGAACUCAAAGAGGUUGUGCAUGAGAUCGACUCCCUCACGUGUGACCUACAGCUGGAGGAGGAGAUGACAGACAGUUCCAAGACAGACACCCUGAACAGCAGCUCUAGCAGCACCACCACCACCACCACUGCCUCCAGCAUCGACAAGAUCAAGAUCGCCAUCUUUAGGCCCCCGUCUGUCAGCCACGCCAUCCUGACCGUGAUGAAGAAGCCCCACCCUCCGCUGCCCCCUCCCAGGCUGACACCUAUCAAUGCAGAGGAGCGCAACAAGAACCCACUAUCAGGGAGCCUACUAGCCAAGGCUAACGGGACUCUUAUGCGUAAUGGUGUUUUCCCAGGGAAGCCAAACAGAGACUUAUCGUGUUGCAUCUCUAAUAGUACAAAGGAAGAGAGAGGACUUUUGCCUAUGCCUUUGCUACGGCAUGAAAAGACCAAAUGCCCCCAGGCAACCCGGGAGAGGGUCCGAUUCAGUGAAAAGGUCCAGUAUCACGGGUACUGCCCUGACUGUGACCUGCAAUAUGACGUUGACAACACAGAUAUGCACUUACAGACAGAAUUUACUGAUGACAUGAGCCCUGUCCAUCAGUGUUCCUCCUCCUCACCACCAUCCCAGCUCACGUUAGAAAAUGGCGGUCUAAGUGUCAGCCAUAGUUUCCCUCCUACAAAACUGCCUUGUGUGCCUCACUCUAACCCUUCCCUGAAACCACAGAAAACCAUCCUUCGAAAAUCAACCACCACAACGGUUUGAUGUUAAUCACCCUUAAUUUAAAUAUUUCUAAAUAAUUUAUAGUGUUUUCUAUUUCAUGAGCACUUUCUACUCCAGUCAAACGUGGAUUAUCUAAACGAUGAGGAAAAAAGAGCGCUAGAAGACGUGGCCUUGAGCUCAGAAAUGCACAAGGAGAGAA